Messenger RNA from Trifolium pratense (red clover), 1500 nucleotides. Its product is annotated as WAT1-related protein At4g19185-like. Lineage: Eukaryota; Viridiplantae; Streptophyta; Magnoliopsida; Fabales; Fabaceae. Bases 190 to 1347 code for a protein of 385 amino acids. Gene Ontology annotation, cellular component: plasma membrane. The transcript is spliced from 8 exons. Gene Ontology annotation, molecular function: transmembrane transporter activity. The record is from RefSeq and is a predicted model, not a curated record.
AAAUAAAAUUAUAAUCUCAUUUUGUUUUGCCUUGUUUGGCAUCACCAAAUUAGAGCUUGUGAAUCCAUUCAAGCAAAAAACACUUUCCAAUUCUUCCAUUUCUCGUCUCGUCUCGUCAUCUUUUGUUUUGUGCCUUCAACACGAAGCAAAGGAACCAUCAGAAAUUAAGCUAGAAAAUUGGUGAAUUCAAUGGCAACAGCAGUUUCAGGAUCAAUGGUGGGUGACUCAUCAUGGCAGGCACAUUUGGCAAUGGCAUUGGUGCAGCUAUUCAAUGGUGGCUAUCAUGUAAUUACCAAAGUAGCCCUUAAUGUUGGGGUUAAUCAGUUAGUUUUUUGCCUCUACAGAGAUCUACUUGCCCUUUCUAUCCUUGCUCCUAUUGCUUAUAUUCGUGAAAAACGGACACGACCACCCAUUACUAAGGACCUACUGAUUUCAUUCUUCUUUCUUGGAUUAACUGGGAUAUUCGGCAACCAACUUCUGUUUCUUAUUGGUUUGAGCUAUACAAAUCCAACUUAUGCUGCUGCUACACAGCCAGCAAUUCCAGUCUUUACAUUUUUGUUCGCUGUAAUGAUGGGUACAGAAAAAGUGAACUUGCGUAGGUAUGAAGGUCUAGCAAAGGUUUUAGGAACUCUUAUCUGUGUUUCUGGUGCCAUAUUGAUGGUUUUGUAUCGCGGUCCAAUUCUGAUAGGAUAUGCAGAAAUUGAUCAUGUAGCACGAAAUGAAAUUAGUGCGAGAGGUCAACCUGAGCCUUCUGGAUGGUUUAUCGGUGCUUUACAGGAUCGUGGUCUUGGCCAUUUUCAUCUUGGGGUUCUGUGCUUGAUAGGAAAUUGCAUGUGUAUGGCUGCUUUUCUGGCCAUUCAGGCACCAGUAUUAAAAAAAUAUCCUGCAAAUCUAUCUGUCACGGCAUAUUCAUAUUUCUUCGGAGCUGCUAUGAUGGUGACAGUCUCAUUUUUAAUGACUAGUGAGUCAACUAGCUGGAGUUUGACAUCGUCCGAAGUACUUGCUGUUAUUUAUGCCGGAAUUAUUGCAUCUGCCCUUAACUAUGGACUCAUUACAUGGUGCAACAAAAUAAUAGGACCAGCUUUGGUUGCCCUAUACAAUCCACUUCAACCUGCAUUUUCUGCCCUACUGUCUCGAAUAUUCCUCGGAAGUCCGAUUUACUUAGGAAGCAUCAUAGGAGGAUCAUUUAUCAUUGCUGGUCUAUAUACUGUUACUUGGGGAUCAUAUAGAGAAAGAAAUGCAACAGUUGGAGUUAGUUGGGAAGCUGAACCACUUAUCCGGGAUAAAUAUCACGUUUUUUCUGUGUCCUCUAGUGUAUCUACAAGUCCAAAAUCAUCAGCAGAUUAAGGAAAUUAAUUACAAAAUAUCAAUGCCUUGUAUAAAAAAAGUUUUGUCAUGGUUCUUCAAUCUGUUACUGCUUGUCAAAUUAACAUGCAAGCAAUUCUCUUGUUCAUGGAACUCACUAAAUAUUCUGUAAUAUAUUGUUACACUUUUCUACUA